AUGCGGCUAGCUGCAAGCGAAGGAAUUCCGGUGUGGGGACCAAAGAAGGAGUUGGAUUUGUCUGCAGUGCAGACGUCUCUGCGUGGUCGGCGGGAGCUGCUGGAGCAGGCGUGUCUCACCCACACCAAGAAGCGACGGGUGUUGACCCCAGACGACCUCCGCCACCUCAUCGUGGACGAUAAGCAUGGCCUGCUGUACUGCUACGUCCCCAAGGUGGCCUGUACUAACUGGAAACGCGUCUUCAUGGUCCUGACGGGGGACGGACGCUACCACGAGCCCCUAGCCAUCCCUGCCAACGAGGCCCACGUGGCUGGCAACCUACGCACACUGUCAGAGUACUCUACCUAUGAGAUCAACCGCCAUCUGCGCAGCUACCUGAAAUUCAUCUUUGUGCGGGAGCCCUUCGAGAGGCUAGUGUCGGCCUACCGCAACAAGUUCACCCGCAGCUACAACACGGCCUUCCACAAGCGCUAUGGCACCAAGAUAAUCCGCCGGCAUCGGCCCCAACCCCAGCCGGAUGCGCUGGAGCGGGGCAACGACGUCUCCUUCCAGGAGUUUGUGUACUACCUGGUGGAUCCCCGCACACAGAGAGAGGAGCCCUUCAACGAGCACUGGGAGCGGAUCCACUCACUGUGCCACCCCUGCCUCGUCCACUACGAUGUGGUGGGGAAGUAUGAGACUCUGGAGCAGGACUCCCGCUCUGUGCUGCGGCUGGCUGGCGCUGACGGGGAGGUCCACUUCCCUACCUCAGGCAAGAGCACCAGGACCAACGGGGACAUGGCAGCUCAGUUCUUCCAAAACAUCAGCCCCUUUUACCAAAAGAAGCUGUACAACCUUUACCGCAUGGACUUCCUGCUCUUCAAUUACUCCAACCCAGAGUACUUGAAGACUAGAUGAGGGCGACUCUCUCCAUGUCAGCUAGAGGUUUAGUAAUCAAUCUGUUUGGCUCUGUAAUUUGUAAUUAAUCUGGGUGCGUAGAGCUUGUAAUUGAUGUUCCAGAUGUUAUUUCUACAGGCCUUGCAAGUAGGGGGAAACAAUACAUUGUCAGAUGUAAGAAGUUUAUGGGCAUAGGUGGCUGACCUUGGAGUCGCUAUAUUUGCUUUAAUCCUCGUCAUGUGGCGUAGAUAAGAGAGAAGCAGGUUCUUCUUUUACAA
Messenger RNA from Oncorhynchus tshawytscha (Chinook salmon), 1154 nucleotides. RefSeq names its product carbohydrate sulfotransferase 11-like. NCBI's taxonomy places the organism in Eukaryota, Metazoa, Chordata, Actinopteri, Salmoniformes, Salmonidae. The transcript is spliced from 2 exons. Gene Ontology annotation, cellular component: membrane. Gene Ontology annotation, biological process: proteoglycan biosynthetic process; carbohydrate biosynthetic process. Gene Ontology annotation, molecular function: sulfotransferase activity. The record is from RefSeq and is a predicted model, not a curated record. The coding region runs from base 1 to 897 and encodes 298 amino acids.